UCGUUCCCCCGUUCGGACGGGCCUCUGAUUGGUCGAGCCCACUGAGGGUCGUCAGUCGUGACCAAUGAGAACGCUCGAGGGGACGUAUGCAAAUACCUCCCCGGUCUGGCAUUCCUGUGCUGAGCAUUGCCAGUAAAAGCCGCGUCGCUGCCGCGAGACUUAUUCAUCGCACCAUCAUUCGCACUGCAAAGCGACGUCCUGGAAGCGCUGUGAGCUCGAUUCAAGAAGAAUAUUUCCUCCUAACAGUUUAUGUUUAUAGAGAGACAAUAGAGUACAUCUACUUUUCAUUCCGGGUGAAAGUGAACCGCAAAAACGCGUGUCAGGGAUAGCGUCUCCAAGGUGCGCAACUUUACGCACGCUUCCUAACGGAUAGGUUACGCUGGUCUCCUCCGAUGAUUCCUGCUGAAAGAGGAAGAAUAUCGACGCGAAGGGUUCACAAAGUUUAAUCUUAAGGCUGACUAAACGACUUUUCUAUCUCGUCGAGCGGAUAGUAACGCAAAGUUUCCACGCGUUGCGCUUCGGCUCUUGAUGUUCCGCGCGUCUGGAGACUCUGGAUCCUGACCCCGUCUGAGAAGCGCUCAAAACAUACAAAUGGUUUUUCUUUGGGACGCCAAAUACGAACCUGCGCCUGGGCGACGCUUCACGCCUCCCUCGACCACCCUGAGCUCGGGGAAGAUGAACGAGGGCUUGCCCCUGGGGGCUCAGGAGAGCAGCGGCGCCGCCCUGGUGAGCAAACUGCGCAUGGGUGACCGGAGCAUGGUGGAGGUGCUUUCCGACCACCCGGGAGAACUGGUGCGCACGGACAGCCCAAACUUCCUGUGCUCCGUUCUGCCCACACACUGGCGCUGUAACAAGACCCUACCCAUUGCCUUCAAGGUGGUGACUCUCGGCGAUAUCCCCGAUGGAACGCUGGUGACCGUGAUGGCAGGGAACGAUGAGAAUUUCUCGGCGGAGCUCCGCAAUGCCACGGCCGCCAUCAAAAAUCAAGUGGCCCGUUUCAACGACCUGCGUUUCGUGGGCCGCAGUGGAAGAGGAAAGAGUUUCACUCUCACCAUCACCGUCUUCACGAACCCGCCGCAGGUGGCGACCUAUCAAAGAGCAAUAAAGAUCACGGUGGACGGGCCCCGGGAGCCACGGCGACACCGCCAGAAGCCGGAUGAAGGUGUAAAACCAGGCGCGUUAGCUUUCUCUGAGCAGCUGAGGCGAAGUGCCAUGCGCUGCAGUCCUCACCAUGGCCCUGCCCACAACCCACGCCCACCCCUCAACACACCCUCGUUCAGCAGCCCCACCCACAGCCAGAUUCCCGAUUCAAGACAGAUGCAAUCCUCUCCAUCCUGGUCUUAUGAGCAAUCGUACCCUUACCUGGGUCCCAUCUCCACCCCAACGGUUCAUCCCACAACACCCAUAUCACCCAGUCGCAACGCUAUACACUGUCCAGAUCUGACAGCGUUUACCGACCCACGUGUCAGUCUGGAGCGCUCGUUCCCCUCCCUUCCCUCACUACCUGAUGGACGUUUCUCUGACCCGCGGGUGCCCUACCCCACAGGAGCGUUCACUUACACACCCACCCCUGUCACCAGCGCUAUCGGCAUCGGUAUGUCAGCCAUGACGACCCCUGCCGGCCGCUACCACACAUAUUUACCCCCGACCUACCCGGCCGGCUCCUCCCAAGGUCAGGGUGGUCCCUUCCAGGCCAGCUCGUCACCCUAUCACUUAUACUACAGCAGCGCCGCCGGCUCGUACCAGUUCUCCAUGAUGGCAGGGGGAGGCGGAGGCGAACGCUCUCCGCCCCGCAUACUACCGCCCUGCACCAACGCCUCCACAGGCUCCGCCCUCCUGCACCCCUCUCUGCCCAAUCAGAGCGAUGUGGUGGAGGCCGAAGGAAGUCACAGCAGUUCACCAACUAGCUUGUCUGUUGAAGCUGUUUGGAGGCCAUAUUGAGGACUACAUCUUUGAAAGAUACUUGGGUUGACCAAUAGAAAGUGGUAGCUGAACUGUAGAUGGUUUUGGAUUGGAGCAUAUUGGAAUCAGAAAGGAAGGACUUCAGUUUAACACCGCACAGCAUGAGACUUGUUUGCAUUUCUAAAAAAGAAGUUGAGGAUAGUUCGUAUUAUUAAUAUUGUGCUAUUAUUAUUAUUAUUGUUGUUAUUAAUAUUAUUGUUGUUGGUCUCGUCGUAAUUGUACAUCAUUAUUCACCAGCGCCAGCCAUGUUUUGACUUCAACACCACCGAUUUGCUUUCAUGCAGCCUCUUGAUUUUUCAUGUCAAAUGAACCUUACCAUGCUUCUGUAGAUCCCAGACCAGAAGCAAACACAAAAGUUUUGCUUAUACAUUGCAAGCUUGUGCUUCUAUUAUUCAUGUUAAUGUAUAUUUUUGCAUUUCUGUGAUCUUCGGGCUAUUGCUGUAAGAUAAUAGCCAUUGCAGUAUUUGACACAUAGAUUAAAUACAUAGAUGCUUCAUUAGAAGCUGUGUCUAAGGUUCUAAGUCAUCGACCAUUUUGAAACAAUCAAAGCUGUACGAUGACCUCUCAAAAGCAAAUUGAGACAUGUGUAGGAAUAUCAAAAGUUAUGUGUUGUGUAAACAAAUCAUUGUCAUUGCAACAGAAUGAAGGCUGCAGGUAACACAACAUUUUAAGAGAUUAAAAACCUGUAAUAUUGAUUUAAAGGAACAGUUCCAAAUGAAAAUUCUUCGAUCAUUUACUCACCCUCAAGUUGUUCCAAAUCUGUAAAAAUGUCUUUGUUCUGAUGAACACAGACAAAGAUAUUUGGAAGAAUGCUUGUAACCAAACAGUUCUUGGACAUUAUUUACUACGAUAGUAGGAAAACUUUCUUAAUAAACGUCUUUGUUGUGUUGAUCACAAGAAGAUAUUUGAAGAAUGUAUGAACUGUUUUUUGGGGCUCUUUUGACUACCAUUGUCAUUUUUCCUACUAUGGCCAAGAUCUGUUGGGUUGCAAGCAUUCUUUCCAAUAUCUUUCUCUGUGUUCAUUUAAAACAUAGAGAAACACAAACUUACCCAUUCUCAUCUGCAAUAAGAUUAUCCCAAAUAUUUUAGACUUUAAAACUGCUUUUUUAUCUUAGUCAAGAUGGCGGACCUAUGGACUUCUGCAGUUGAAUGUGGCAUCUAUGUAUAUGUUUGAGUCAAACUUAAGGAAACUGACCAUAGAAGAAGACAAUUUACCUUAAAAAUAAUUCAUGCUUUUUACACGAAAAGACGCAAAAAGUUGUAUUCUGAUAUAUUUUAACACCCAAAAUGGAGUUUGAGUUCUUCCUCAUGUUUGGAACAAAGCAUAGAAGAGUUCACAGUUUCAUUUAUCAGAGCUAUUAUGCAGUCAGCCGAGUCCCAAAUAUUUCAAAUAAUGUUGAAGAUACAUUUCAAAGACCCUGGCCUUCUUUUCUCCUCGUGUUUUCUUAGCCCCCUUGAAACUCCAAAGCCAAGGUAAAGCACUAAGUAUAUGGAAACAGAUUUAUACUUAGUCUUUGCCAACAUCGAUAUGCUCUUAAGAGCUUAAACAGACGUUGGACACUGUAUGUUUCCAGGUUUACGAGACUCAACCCGCUCACUGCCUUUCACAGUCUUUCUCUGUGCAAGAUUAACCGCUCAACACGGUCUCCACGAAUUCAGCCUUUCCCAAUGGCGCUCUGGUUUGAUGGUUUGGUGGUGGGCUGCACGUAAGAUGGAACAAUCACGAACCUCUAUUUGUGUAAAUAGGUUGUAAAUGACUUCAGCGACGUCAUCGGUUGCUCAACACAAGACACUGUUCUCAACUUCCAACUGGGGAAGAAUUCAAAAUGCAGCUUAAUAUGUUUGUUUGGUUGUCCUUUUCAACCUUUAUUUGCGGAAUAUAACACUGUUGUGAAGAAACAGCUUCUUUCUA
Molecule: messenger RNA, 3874 nt
Organism: Triplophysa dalaica
Lineage: Eukaryota; Metazoa; Chordata; Actinopteri; Cypriniformes; Nemacheilidae
Gene: runx1
Product: RUNX family transcription factor 1
Exons: 7
Coding region: 592-1941 (449 amino acids)
Biological process (GO): regulation of cell differentiation; hemopoiesis; neuron differentiation
Cellular component (GO): nucleus
Molecular function (GO): RNA polymerase II cis-regulatory region sequence-specific DNA binding; ATP binding; DNA-binding transcription factor activity, RNA polymerase II-specific
Source: RefSeq, a predicted model, not a curated record